Messenger RNA from Plasmodium malariae, 891 nucleotides. RefSeq names its product conserved Plasmodium protein, unknown function. The record is from RefSeq and is a predicted model, not a curated record. The coding region runs from base 1 to 891 and encodes 296 amino acids. Lineage: Eukaryota; Apicomplexa; Aconoidasida; Haemosporida; Plasmodiidae. The transcript has a single exon.
AUGAACUGCCUAAGUGAAGAGCGCCAUUUUCAAAACAUUGUCAAAAAAUUAAAAAACUAUAGCAUAUAUGACGAAAUAGACAAAAACAAACUGGACAAAAAUAUUAUAAAAAAAAUAUCAAUUUUAUAUGACUUGUUCAGGCAUAUAAAUAAGGAACGAAAUAGUAAUACAACUGAUUUUAUAUAUACUAGUGAUAUAAAAUAUUCAUUAAAACAUGAUGAGUUUGUACGUAUAAGGUUUCAUAUUACCCCUAUAGAAAGAAAAGGAAUAAAUUCCCUAGAUGAAAAUAAUUAUUCAUAUAUUCAAAAUUUAAACAAUUUAGUAAGUAAUAUAUAUAAUCCGUCAAUUUAUGACCAGUUCAUAAAAAAUCAAAUAGAGGAAGACAAGGAGAAAUUACAAAUUAUGAUAAAAUGUAUUAACGAAAUUGAAUGUGCAUAUAUUUAUAAAUACCGGAGUGAUAACAAUAUCAAAUUAACUUUUGAUGUAUUUUGUCAUAAUUUUUAUGUUUUUCUUUCAUAUGAUUAUAAAAAAAAGUUAAGUAUUAAAAAUUUUAAAAAUAAGUAUAAUCAAAUAAAACAAGAUAACGAGUUUGAAUAUUCUACCACUCAGAAUAUUAUGCAGCUUAAUUCAAUCGGUCUGAUUUUAAAAAAUAAUGACAACUCCUUUGAACAAGAGUAUUUGGAAAAACUAAAUCCAUAUAUAUUUGAGUCCGAGGCAAUCAUAAAAGAACUUCACUCAAAAAAGUAUGCCCCCAUAAAAAAGCUUGAACUGGAAAACAAUUUUUUUAUCAAAAAUGAUAAUUAUGAACAAGAUAUGCGCAGGUUGAUCCAAGUGGAGAAAAUAAAGAACGAGUACAGACGCUUAAAAAAUAACAUAAGAAAAAAUUUUUGA